This is a messenger RNA of Porites lobata, 1398 nucleotides long. Lineage: Eukaryota; Metazoa; Cnidaria; Anthozoa; Scleractinia; Poritidae. The record is from the annotation of a GenBank genome assembly.
AGUGCACAAAGCUAGAGGACCUUGAUGAUGCGAUCAGGAGUUAAAAUGACCACCAUAGUGUUUGUACUGAUUUUAUCGCUCAUGGCCGCUUUCUGCUCUGCUAAGAACAACAAGCAAUCAGACACCAAGGUAACUGCAUUCAUACAUAUGGUCACUACAGAUUUGUUAAUACAGUUAAUGUUAAUUCAUGGAGAAACUAGGAAUAACGUAUCAUGUGUUAGUUUACUAAAUCAGUCUGCAGGGUGAUUAAGAAAUGCUCAAGAUGCAUUCAAAGAUUAAGAUGGUAUGAUUACUUGUGCAAUCGAACGCUAUAGAGAAAGAACAUUUUUACGUUUAAAACAAUCAAGUGACAUCAUUACCAACGUGGUAAGUACUAUAACAUAUCUUCGUUACUGAAAAAUGAAUUUCUUUAAUCACAAUUUACGCGCGUUCAUCUAAGAAACCCAAAAUAAACACUUGCAAUUAACGGAAAUCAGUAAGCACUUCCUCACCUGGAUUGAAACGCUAAAUGAAAGACAAAAUUGUCCAAGGCUACUAGCAUUUGGUCAUUAAAUUUUAUCUUUUUUGCAGCCUAUUCAAUCUUGUCCAUCUUGUAAUAAUGGUGGACAAACCGGGAUGUGGACAUACAUGACAUGUGUCCCAGGCGCCCCCGGGGCACCUGGUCGUGAUGGAGCCAAAGGAAACCUUGGCAGCCCGGGGAAAACUGGGACCCAGGGACCACGUGGUGCUGAUGGAAAGAAAGGAGCAAAGGGAGAGCCUGGGAUCCAGGGCUCCGCCGGACAAAAAGGAGAGCGAGGGGACAAAGGGGACAGUGGAACCCCACGACUGGCUUCACACAUGAACUGGAAAGAGUGUGCUUGGAAAAAGACAGAGAGCAAAGAUUCAGGACUGAUAUAUGUAAGCGAGCAAUAUCCCUGUGUAAUAAGAAAAAAUAUACUGUUGAUGAAUUUCUCAAAACGAAGAAUUCAUCAAUAUAAUUGACUUUCAAGGUUCCAUGAAUGGCAUCAUUUUAAACAGUUUCCUUUAUUCUUUUUCGUUCAGAACUGUGACUUUGUGAAGAAAUACCCGGACACUUCCCUUCAUGUCUACUAUGCCGGUAACCUCAGGGUUGGCGUAUGUGACCGAUGCUGUAGUCGAUGGCAUUUCAGCUUCAAUGGAGCCGAGUGCAGCUCUCCAGGAACUAUUGACGGUGCAUUCUAUAUGUAUACAGGCCGAAACCACUAUCUUCACCGUCAUCGCCACAUUGAAGGUCACUGCAACAACAUUCAGAAAGGAAAGGUGCGAGUGGGAUUCUGGGUUGGAAAGUGCGUCACAGGCCAUAAGCUUGCUGAUGGCGACACUGGUUGGCAUUCAAUGAAUCGUAUCUUCAUUGAAGAAGUACCGAAAGCUCAGCAGUAA